Letharia columbiana is the source of this 1368-nucleotide messenger RNA. RefSeq lists its product as uncharacterized. The transcript has a single exon. The record is from RefSeq and is a predicted model, not a curated record. Gene Ontology annotation, cellular component: membrane. Gene Ontology annotation, biological process: monoatomic cation transport; transmembrane transport. Bases 1 to 1368 code for a protein of 455 amino acids. Gene Ontology annotation, molecular function: monoatomic cation transmembrane transporter activity. Lineage: Eukaryota; Fungi; Ascomycota; Lecanoromycetes; Lecanorales; Parmeliaceae.
AUGGCCGACCUCCCCAAUACUAUACCAAUGUAUCCCAAUCCAGCCCAUAGCCAGCCUCCAAGAUCCGACACUCCAACAGCCCCAACGAGUAAAACCCCAGCAGUCACUACCGCUCAACGAGCCACAAGUACUGCCUUCGAAUCUGCCAAGCCCAGCUCCAACGACAACGACCCCAUACCUCGCCAUCCCACUAAUUCCUCGUCGGAUGAAGAGAACCAGCCUCCGGAUUACUCCCAUGACAAUGACCCCUACCAGCUCUCUACGAAGCUCAAAACCGACAGCGAGAUCGAGGCAAUACGUGCAAAUACCUCUCGGAAAAGAGAUGGCUACGGUCCUAUCACUCUGAACAAAGAGGCGCACAAGGCUAAGAAACUUCAGGACUUCUAUGAGAAUCAGAACGAAAAUAUCCAGAAAUGGCUCAAGCCCGUCGACGAGCACAUAAGGCUGGCUAAAAUCUUCCAAGGGGAAAACCAUCUCAAGUACCAGAUCGCUGUGCGAGGCUCUUUCGUCGCUAACCUCCUCCUCGCUGUCCUGCAGACCUAUGCCGCCAUUUCUGCUGGCAGUUCGCUCUCCUUGUUCACCACCAUGGCCGACGCCAUUUUCGAUCCUAUGUCCAACAUCACCCUCAUCGUCUGCAAUCGCGCCGUCAAAAGAGUCGACCCUCGAAGAUUCCCCUCGGGCAAAGCUCGUAUCGAAACCGCGGGAAACAUCGUGUUCUGCUUCCUUAUGACCGCCGUCUCCUGGAUCAUCAUUGUUCUAUCCCUCAUGGAGCUGAAACAAGGCACUUCAGAAAAGACGAAACCCCUACAUCUACCCUCUGUAAUAGCGGUGGCCAUCGCAGGUGUUACAAAGCUCGCGCUGUUUUGCUACUGCUGGACCCUGCGUAACGUCUAUUCUCAGAUCCGUAUUCUCUGGGAAGAUCACCGCAAUGACCUUUUCAUUAACGGCUUUGGUCUCCUCACUUCCGUCGGUGGCAGUAAAUUGAAGUGGUGGAUCGAUCCGAUGGGCGCUAUCAUGCUUUCUUGCUUGAUCUCAUACCUCUGGCUCUCUACCGCCUACUCAGAGUUUCAGCUCCUCAUCGGUGUAACAGCAGACACGCAAAUGCAGCAAUGGAUCACCUACAUCUCCAUGACGCAUUCUCCCGCCAUCGUUGCCAUUGACACCGUUCGGGCCUACCACUCCGGUCCGCGGAUCAUAGUGGAAGUCGAUAUUGUCAUGGACUCCUCGGAGACCUUGCGCACUACGCACGACGUGGCUGAAGCGCUACAGAUGAAGCUGGAAAGUUUGCCGCAUGUUGAGAGGGCAUAUGUGCACAUUGACUUUGAGACGAGCCACAAACCGGAGCAUUUCUUGAAGAAAGAAUUGUAG